This is a messenger RNA of Fusarium sp. VM40, 2469 nucleotides long. The record is from the annotation of a GenBank genome assembly. Lineage: Eukaryota; Fungi; Ascomycota; Sordariomycetes; Hypocreales; Nectriaceae.
AUGACUACCAUCACCAAGGAAUGCUUUGCUGAGCGGAAGGACGCGAUUCAAGUCCAUGAUCACUGUCCCGAACAACCCUACGUUGAGCUAGAGGUCCCACAGGAUGCCAAAAGAGUUACAGCUGUCACAUUUGAGGGGAUAUCACGAGACCAAGGCUGGGCUGAUCGAGCGGAAGCAGUUUCCUUUACAUGGUGGGACGCCUCAGUCAAGCGUCCAGAAGGACGUGGAGACCUGCGCACAAUCACUGUGCUUAACAAUCGUCUUGCAAACUCAGAACCCCAGAACUGGUCCCAACGCUGGGAUUUAUUCCAGGGACCUCGAAGACGACUAUGGAUUCAAGCCCUACGACCUGGAGAUGUCAUUCAGCUCAUCCCCCGCGCUAUGUACAUGGCGUGGACGAAUAUUAUUGACGAGGGCCGCAUCAAGAUUGAAUACGAGGCUAAGGAAUUGGAUGAAGACAUGCAGGCACUUCAGGUUACAUCCAAUGCUUUUCACUAUUCGCAGUCCUUGGAUGUUGUGCGUCAGGAUGUUCGACUACUACACGUCAAGCCAGGGGAAUUCGAAGACCCUGUUGAGGGCCACUUCCGCCAUGUGAGUCUCAAGGACGUCGAAAAUGGUGGAAUCGAUUUUCAUGCGUUGUCAUAUUGUUGGGGUGAUCCUACCGAGCGUGAGGAAAUCUUCUUAUCCUCAGGCGGGAAAGAAACGGAAGAGGGAAAGCCUUUCAGUAUUGGAAAAUCCGCUGCUCAGGCCCUGCGUCGCCUUAGGCAUGAAGACAAAACACUAGUGAUAUGGAUUGACGCUGUGUGCAUCAACCAAGACGAUCUCGAAGAAAGGGCGCAGCAAGUCACGUUGAUGAGUCAAAUCUAUUCACUAGCCUCGACUGUUCACAUCUGGCUCGGUGAAGAUAACCAUGGAGUUGAGGCUUGUUUGAAGCUUAUCCGAGAUAUUUGCAACUUCAAUAGCGAGUUAUGCCAAGGCGGAGAAAAGUGCACAUGUCUUGGAACAGCACAUUCAAUACCGCUGGAGGAGAUGAAGGAAUAUGCGCAGGGCAAGAAAGCCGAAAACCAGGCAAUAUCUUUCAAAGGCAUGCUGGAGGUCUUCGAUCUCCACCUCAAAACAUGGUCUAGAGAAAUUAUCGAUCUUGCGGGCUGGUACGGCAAUACUCAACUUUCAUUUCUUAUGAGUACUCUUUACGAGAACCCGUGGUUCUCCAGAGUAUGGGUCAUCCAGGAAGCCCUUUCAGCACAAAGGCCGUUCAUCCACUGCUCGGCAGAGCAAGUGCCUUGGGAAGAGGUUGUUCAAGUAAGUAACUGGCUUGAACACCCCGGGCACGCAAAUCAAAGUCCGCAUAUUGCCUCGCAGCAGAUUUCCAUGGCGGCUAUCUGGAAGACUUUGAAGCCAAAGGGACGAACACGAGAAGUUCCUACCACGCCUAUUGAAGCGCAAGACACCGAAGAGUUGUCGAGUAUCUUGGAGGUCUUUCUUUCGGGGUUGGAUCUCAAGGCAACGGACCCUCGAGACAAAUUAUUUGCUUUACUCACUUUUGCCAAUGAGACGCAUGAUGCCUCUCAGCUGGAUGACUUGAUUAGACCUAACUAUGACAAGUCAAAAGAGAGAGUCUUUGCUGACUUUACGCGCUGGUGGAUCCGCGAACACGGAUCACUGGCGAUUUUGUCGUCUAUUCACUGUCAACCUUCACGGACGUGGGUGAGAAGUUUGGGACCAGAUGCCAAGAACCUAGCAACUGGACAGCCGACUUGGUCUGUCAAUAGCAACGGGAGUUCAAAAUGGACACAAGCAAAUCUAAACACUCGAUUCAAAUUCAAAGCGGCCGGUGAUACGAAACCGAACAUCGGGUUACUCGACAAUGAUGAUCCUCUUGUCCUUCGGCUCUCAGGGCUUCGGAUAACAGAGAUCAAGCGCAUUACACAAGCACCCAUCGAAUAUUUAUAUCCCUAUCGUGAAACAGUCGAAAAACAAACCGAGAUCUCGCAGGUGUUUGACAAGAUGUUUGACCCUUGCGCACUAACGCCCUUCUGGACACGCAAGCACGGAAAAGACGAGUUCAAACAGGAGAGUAUCCAGACAUGCAACCAGAAGUACAUGGAUCAUAUGCGCUCCCACUGGCAAUAUGCUUCUCGCCCGGCUUUCAAGGUUAUCAAACCGACCGCCAGUCCAGAGCUGGAAUACUACGAGACAAAUAAGCUACCAGCUUGUAUGGAGCCGUGUUUCUUCAUUACGGGCUCGGGGCUAUUUGGACUAUGUCCUUGGCGCUCGAAGGAGGGAGAUGUGGUUGUUUUGCUAGAUGGUGGAAAUGUGCCGUAUUUGUUACGACCUGUUGAUAAGAAGGAUGAUGAGUUGAGAUGUGAACUUGUGGGGGAAUGCUAUGUUCAAGGGAUUAUGCAUGGUGAGAUUUUGGAGAGGUUAGAGGAUGAUGCGGCUAAGCGGCAGGUGUUUAGUAUUGUUUGA